Messenger RNA from Ctenocephalides felis (cat flea), 1221 nucleotides. RefSeq lists its product as uncharacterized. The transcript has a single exon. The record is from RefSeq and is a predicted model, not a curated record. The coding region runs from base 1 to 1221 and encodes 406 amino acids. Lineage: Eukaryota; Metazoa; Arthropoda; Insecta; Siphonaptera; Pulicidae.
AUGGACACUACAGCUACGGUUUCAAAAUGGAGCGGACUGCAGUUCAACACCAGAAAAUGCGCCACGCUGCAUGUGGACGGCAAACAACACCGAGCUAUUACUACAACCUUCAGCCUGAAUGGAGAAACUAUGAAAACCUUGGACAUGGACCAAUCUUAUGAAUACCUAGGCAUCCCAACGGGUUUUCAGAGUUUCAGUUCGGCCGACGAAGUCAUCAGGGCGAUGAGGAGGCAUGCGGAGCAACUGAACAAUUCGUUACUAGCCCCCUGGCAAAAGGUGGACGCCUUAAACACGUUCAUCAUGCCGCAAUUACAAUUUCACCUCCGGAACGGUAAAACCACGAAAAAACUACUUUGGAUAUACGACCGGGAGGUGAAGACUUACGCCAAGAAGUGGGCCAAUCUGCCAAAGCGAGCCAGCGCUGAGAUCCUAUAUCUCGCCUACAAAGAGGGAGGCUUCAACCUGCUACCAACCUCUUUCUUGGCAGACAUCGGACAGGUCGUCCAUGCGCACAGACUGCUCACGUCCAACGAUGACAGCGUCGCAGAAGCAAGUCUGGCAGCGCUGAAGGAGGUUGUUCGGAAGAAAACGAUCAGAGAGGCCACGCCGAAGGAACUCGUUGACUACAUCAACGGAUCUGACGAAGGAUUGGUGGCAAAACCGAGCAACGACAUUAGUUCGACAUGGACGAGACUCAGAGCAGCCGCCAGACGCCUAAAGGGCAAAAUCAACUUCCUCCUCGAAUUGGACUCACUGCAAGUGGACGACAAGCGCGUUGAGAGACAGAAUUCAGAAAGCGCACUAAGAACAGCGGCGCGGAAUCACUUCCGCAACAAACUUAUACUUAAACCCGACCAGGGAAAAGCUAUGGAAGUGACAUCGGCCAACUCUGUCUCCAACCACUUUAUAAGAGAUGGCAGUUUUACAAGAUUUGCCGACUGGCGUUUCAUACAUAGAGCCCGUCUGAACGUACUGCCGUUGAACGGGUGCCGAAGAUUCGGCCAGAACGACAAACGGUGCAGACGAUGCGGACACCAGAACGAGACGCUGCCGCACGUUCUGAACCACUGCCGUCCACAGUUUGCCACCAUGACGAAAAGACAUAACGCGAUUCUAAACCGGUUGACGAAAGCAAUGAAGGUGCCACCUGGAUCCAGAACGUUUAUUAAUCAGCAGAUCCCGGGAUUUAUUGGGACUGAGAGACCCGACGUAGUCAUUUAG